AUGCUUUCGGCAUCACGCAGAAUCAGUACUCUCCAGUCUCCUCCUUUAAAUUGUGGACAAGGAAGUGAAAUUGAAUCGCAAACUUCAGUCGAAAAGGAUGGAGUAGAGCUGAUUGAAGAUGAAAACAAGAAGACAAAUGCAGAAACAGAAAAGAAUUACCAAGAUAGCGAAGAAACUGAUAAAAAGACAGAACUAUUAUAUACUGACUUGCACAAAAAUCUGACGCCCUUCGGUGUAAAGCCCAGCGAAGGUGUUCUGCUUCCUGGAGAGUCCACAACGAUAGAAGUCUCGUUCCAGCCUCUGGAGGCGAAAGCUCUUAGCGCAACAUUAUUUGCCCUCAUCACCAAUUCUACCUUAUCUUCUCAGCCAACAAGCUCUUCUGAUGAGUCGGCUUCGCCUAGUAUGCAGGUUUCACAGAUGGAGCUGCCAAAUAACACACUUAUGGGACUACCUUCGUCACCAAAGACUGGCUUUGCCACAGUUGCAUGUAAACUUCCCGUCACUGGACUAGCACGCAGCCCCUUGGUUCACUUCGAGCUGGCUGAGUCUGACUAUUUGGCUCAAGGCAGACGCAACCAACAGAAUUUGCCGGGUCCUGGUCUUUUAGAUCCAACGCAUGAUCCAGAAACGCGCAUAAUUGAGUUUGAAGCUGUUGGGAUGGGUGUUAAAGUGAUCCGGUGA
Protopolystoma xenopodis is the source of this 681-nucleotide messenger RNA. NCBI's taxonomy places the organism in Eukaryota, Metazoa, Platyhelminthes, Monogenea, Polystomatidea, Polystomatidae. The record is from the annotation of a GenBank genome assembly.